Messenger RNA from Menidia menidia (Atlantic silverside), 6003 nucleotides. Lineage: Eukaryota; Metazoa; Chordata; Actinopteri; Atheriniformes; Atherinopsidae. The record is from the annotation of a GenBank genome assembly.
AUGAAUAUUUAUACUGUAAAAUCUCCUUGCAGCAUGUCAGACUCGGACAGUGACGAGGACCAAGAUCGACCUUUUUCCCUCACAGGCUUCCUCUUCGGAAACAUCAAUGAAGACGGACAAUUAGAGGAUGACAGUGUUCUUGACAAUGAAUCUAAAAAACAUCUAGCAGGUUUAGGGACUUUAGGACUUGGAAAUCUCAUCACAGAGAUCACUGCAAAUGAGGAUGAGGAGAAGGAAGAAAACAAAGACUCUGGAAAUGUGGAUUCAGAGGGUUGGGUGAAAAGCACUGAAGAUGCAGUUGAUUACUCUGACAUCAGUGAGGUUGCUGAGGAUGAGACUAAGAAGUACCAUCAGGCCAUGGGGUCUUUGAAGCCAAGCAGGAAAGCAGAUGAUGAGGAUGACUAUGACGCAGACUGUGAGGACAUUGACUCUAAGCUAAUGCCUCCACCACCGCCACCGAGUCUUCUUACAUCAGCUAAGAAAGAGGAAUCUUCUACUCAGAACACAAAUGCAGUUGCGGAAGAUGGUGAUGGAAUCAUUCUGCCCUCAAUCAUUGCCCCUUCUUCUACUGCUGACAAGGUUGACUUUAGCAGUUCCUCAGACUCUGAGUCAGAAACAGACCGUCCCUGUCAGGGCUCAGGAGCUGGAGGCGCUCCAGACAGACUGACCCUCCCUCUGGCUGGCAUCAUGCAGAAAGAUGCUGCAAAGGCAUUGCCAGGUGUCACAGAGCUCUUUCCAGAGUUUCGACCGGGAAAGGUGCUUAGGUUCUUACGACUCUUUGGUCCGGGAAAGAAUAUGCCAUCUGUCUGGAGGAGCGCCCGCCGGAAAAAGAAGCGGAAACACAGAGACCAUCAGCCUGGGACGCCUCCUCCAGAAGGAGAAACCUUGGAGCCGAGCCAAGAGAAGAAAUCUGGAUGGGUUUAUGAGCAUGCACCCCCGCCACCUCCAGAGCAGUGUCUGUCUGACGAUGAGAUAACCAUGAUGGCUCCAGUGGAAUCAAAGUUCUCACAGACUUGCGGGGAUGGGGACAAGGAGGCAGAAUCUCGGCCUAAAGUGGCAGAAUGGAGAUACGGUCCAGCUCAGCUCUGGUACGACAUGCUGGGUGUCCCUGAGGAUGGAGGCAGCUUCAACUAUGGGUUCAAACUUAAGGAUAAGGAGACCGAUGUGCCUCAGAAGGAGGAUUUGCCUACAGAUGUAACAGAUACAUCUCAAGAGGUUCCUAAGCAGGAUGAUACAAAUGAUAACGAUAGUGAUCAGGGUGAUGGAGAUAAAGACAAGCUGGAGAAUGAGGUCUUCCUGAUGGUCACUCAGUUACAAUGGGAGGAUGAUAUUAUUUGGAAUGGGGAAGAUGUAAAGCACAAGGGCACCAAGACUCAGCGAGCCAGCCUGGCAGGAUGGCUUCCAUCCAGCAUGACCCGCAAUGCCAAUGCUUAUAAUGCACAACAAGGUCUGACCAGAAGUAAUUCUCAGCUGGUGCCACCCACCCCUCCACCCAUUCCCAAGACUUCUUCAAUCUCUGGCUCUAAGCGAGAGAAGAACAGCCAUGACCAUCACGCUUCUCAAGAAGAAGAUUGUCCCUGGUUCUCCAUUUUUCCUAUUGACAAUGAAGAAUUGGUGUAUGGUCGCUGGGAAGACAACAUUAUCUGGGAUGACCAGGAGAUGGAUCACCUGCUCACACCGCCUGUUUUAACACUGGAUCCCAAUGAUGAGAACAUAAUUCUUGAAAUUCCUGAUGAAAAAGAGGAGAUGACCUCCAACUCCCCAUCAAAAGAGAAUAAGAAGGAAACUGCAAUCAAGAAGAGUCGAAUACUGCUGGGGAAGACCGGAGUGAUAAAAGAUGAACCGCAGCAGAAUAUGUCCCAGCCUGAGGUGAAGGACCCCUGGAACCUUUCCAAUGAUGAGUUUUAUUAUCCUAAGCAGCAGGGUCUGAGGGGAACAUUUGGCGGUAACAUCAUUCAGCACUCUAUCCCAGCUUUAGAGCUGAGGCAGCCCUUCUUUCCCACUCACAUGGGUCCCAUGAAGCUUCGCCAGUUCCAUCGUCCGAGUCUAAAGAAGUACUCAUUCGGCUCUUUGGCUCAACCUGGUCCCCAUGCUGUUCAGCCACUUCUCAAACACAUAAAGAAGAAGGCCAAGAUGCGAGAGCAAGAGCGGCAGGCCGCAGGAGGAGGAGACAUGUUUUUUAUGCGAACACCGCAGGACUUGACAGGCAAAGAUGGAGAUCUGAUCCUGGCAGAGUACAGUGAAGAAUACGCUCCUCUCAUCAUGCAAGUCGGCAUGGCUACUAAGAUCAAAAACUACUACAAAAGGAAACCCGGAAAAGAUCCUGGAGCACCGGACUGUAAAUAUGGAGAGACUGUGUACUGCCACACAUCUCCUUUCCUGGGCUCUCUGCAUCCUGGACAGCUGCUCCAGGCGUUCGAGAACAACCUCUUCCGCACCCCAAUAUACCUGCACAAGAUGCCAGAGACGGACUUCUUGGUCAUACGAACUCGACAUGGCUACUAUAUUCGAGAGCUUGUGGAUAUUUUUGUUGUUGGUCAGGAGUGCCCCUUGUUUGAGGUUCCAGGGCCAAACUCCAAACGAGCCAAUACUCACAUUAGAGACUUUUUGCAGGUCUUUAUUUACCGCCUGUUCUGGAAAAGCAAGGAUCGGCCCCGGAGGAUCCGCAUGGAGGAUAUAAAAAAAGCUUUUCCCUCACACUCAGAGAGCAGCAUCAGAAAACGACUCAAACUCUGUGCCGACUUCAAACGGACAGGGAUGGACUCGAACUGGUGGGUGUUAAAGCCUGACUUCAGAUUACCCACAGAAGAAGAAAUCAGAGCCAUGGUGUCUCCAGAGCAGUGCUGUGCUUACUACAGCAUGUUAGUCGCAGAGCAGAGGCUCAAGGAUGCUGGAUACGGUGAGAAAUCCUUCUUUGCUCCAGAAGAGGAGAACGAAGAGGACUUUCAGAUGAAGAUUGAUGACGAGGUGCGAACAGCUCCUUGGAACACGACAAGAGCCUUCAUCUCUGCCAUGAAGGGGAAGUGCUUGUUGGAGGUUACAGGUGUGGCAGAUCCUACAGGCUGUGGAGAAGGAUUCUCCUAUGUGAAAGUGCCCAACAAGCCAACACAGCAGAAGGACGACAAAGAGCCACAGCCUGUAAAGAAGACGGUGACAGGGACAGAUGCUGAUCUGAGGAGGCUGUCACUUAAGAAUGCCAAACAGCUGCUCCGAAAGUUUGGCGUCCCAGAGGAAGAGAUCAAGAAACUCUCUCGCUGGGAGGUUAUCGAUGUGGUAAGAACCAUGUCCACAGAGCAGGCGCGAUCCGGCGAGGGUCCGAUGAGUAAGUUUGCCCGAGGCUCUCGCUUCUCUGUGGCAGAACACCAGGAGCGCUAUAAGGAGGAGUGCCAGAGGAUCUUUGACCUGCAGAAUAAAGUGCUGGAGUCGACGGAGGUCCUCUCCACAGACACAGACAGCAGCUCAGCCGAAGAUAGUGACUUUGAAGAGAUGGGUAAGAAUAUUGAGAACAUGCUGCAGAAUAAAAAGACCAGCUCCCAGCUUUCCCGUGAGAGGGAGGAGCAGGAGCGGAAGGAACUGCAGAGGAUGCUGAUGGGUGAGGAGAGCGAUCGAGACAACAAGGGACGUAAAGAGCGGCGCAAAGGCUUGUCCAGUUCCUUAUCAACCAGCUCCCACAAAGAUGAUGACACAUCCUCUGUCACCAGCCUGAACUCUUCAGCUGGACGCAGGCUCAAGAUAUAUCGUACCUUCAGGGACGAAGAUGGCAAGGAAUAUGUCCGUUGCGAGACAGUGCGUAAAGCUGCAGUCAUCGAUGCCUACACCAGGAUCAGAACCACCAAGGACGAUGAGUUCAUACGAAAGUUUGCCCUGUUUGAUGAGCAGCACAGAGAAGAAAUGAGGAAGGAGCGCCGACGUAUUCAGGAGCAGCUCAGAAGGUUGAAGAGAAACCAAGAGAAGGACAAGAUCAAGGGACCCCCAGAGAAGAAGACCAAGAAGGUCAAAGAGAGACCAGACCUCAAGGUAAAACUGAAGUGCGGUGCAUGUGGAGCUAUUGGACACAUGAGGACCAACAAAUUCUGCCCACUGUACUACCAAACCAACGCCCCACCCUCCAACCCCGUUGCCAUGACAGAGGAGCAGGAGGAGGAGCUGGAAAAGACCGUCAUCCACAACGACAACGAGGAACUGAUCAAGGUGGAGGGCACAAAGAUUGUGCUGGGGAAGCAGCUCAUUGAGAGUGCUGAUGAGGUGCGCAGGAAGUCUUUGGUGCUCAAGUUCCCCAAACAGCAGCUGCCACCAAAGAAGAAGAGACGUGUUGGCAGUGCUGUCCAUUGUGACUACCUCAAUAAACCACACAAAGCCAUCCACCGCCGACGCACCGACCCCAUGGUCACAUUGUCCUCAGUGCUUGAAAGCAUCAUCAAUGACAUGCGAGAUCACCCAAAUACGUAUCCCUUCCACACACCAGUCAACGCCAAAGUUGUGAAGGACUACUACAAGAUAAUCACUAGGCCCAUGGAUCUACAGACGCUGAGGGAGAACGUACGCAAGCGGAUGUAUCCGUCGAGGGAGGAGUUCCGUGAAGCAGUGGAGCUUAUUGUCAAAAAUAGUGCCACCUACAAUGGGGCAAAACAUCCCAUAACACAAGUGGCACAGUCCAUGCUGGACUUGUGCGACGCUAAGCUAAAAGAGAAGGAGGACAGACUGGUGAGACUGGAGAAAGCCAUCAACCCCUUGCUGGAUGAUGAUGACCAGGUGGCCUUCUCCUUCAUCCUGGACAACAUUGUAACCCAGAAAAUGAUGGCGGUCCCUGAUUCAUGGCCUUUUCACCAUCCUGUCAACAAGAAGUUUGUGCCAGAUUAUUACAAGGUUAUUGUGAAUCCCAUGGAUUUAGAGAACAUCCGUAAGAACAUCUCCAAACACAAAUACCAGAAUCGGGACGUUUUCCUCUCAGAUGUCAGUCUCAUCCACACCAACAGCAUCAAGUACAAUGGCGCAGACAGUCCUUACACCAAGACAGCCUUGGACAUUGUAAAUGUGUGUAAGCAGACCUUGGCCGAGUAUGAUGAGCACUUGACUCAGCUGGAGAAGGACAUCUCUACUGCUAAGGAGGCAGCUCUCGAUGCCGCCGACCUGGAGAGUCUGGAUCCAAUGACACCUGGACCGUACACACCACAGCCUGCUGAUCUGUUUGACAGCGGGGCUUCAGGGAGUCUGCCCAGAGAGCCCAGCAGCCUUUUCUCUGAGGGACCUCUAUUGGUUGCUCCAGAGAAGAGAGGGGGGCAGGGACGCCAUGGCAGGAGACCUGGAGAGGAAGAGUCUGAUGUGGAUAUCGAGGGCUUUGAAGAGGACGAUGAUGGCAAACCAAAGACUCCAGCUCCUGCAGAGGAUGCUGAAGGAGACCUUGAAGACGAAGAUGACGAUAUCGAGAUGUUGCUGCCACCUCGCAGGCGGGCUCAUGACCAGGAUGAGGAAGAGGAGGAGGAGGAAGAGGAAGGAGAACGUGGAAGAUCUAACCACCCAGCUCAAGCCAGUGUGCUGUAUCAGGACCUGCUGAUGUCUGAUGGAGAGGAUGAUGCCAGUGAGGAAGAGGGGGACAACCCUUUCUCCUCCAUACAGCUGUCAGAGAGUGGGAGCGACUCAGACAGAGAGGUUGACAUACGACCUGCACCUCCGAGGAGAACACAGGAGACGGCCCGCAUGGGCAUGGAGCAAGAGGAGAGCAUGAUGUCAUAUGACGGGGACGGGCCAGAUGAGCCACACAUGGAGGACAGCAACAUCAGUUACGGCAGCUUUGAGGAGACAGAGAGUCGAAGUCAGAUGCAGGCAUCUAGCAUUGGAAAUGGAGAAGAAUAUGGUAUCAGCGAAGAGGAAGAGGAUGAUGAAGAAGAUGAGGCACGGAGGAGAGGCCCAGCGGUGCUCACCCAGGUCCCUCUCAGUGAAGACGAGGAGAGUGAAGAGUUCAGAUCUAUCGGAGGAGACAGCGACAUGGACUCUGACAAUUAG